Aegilops tauschii subsp. strangulata is the source of this 402-nucleotide messenger RNA. The record is from RefSeq and is a predicted model, not a curated record. Lineage: Eukaryota; Viridiplantae; Streptophyta; Magnoliopsida; Poales; Poaceae.
AUGCUGCCAUUCCCCUGCGUCGCAAGUGAGGCCCGGCCUCUCCUCCUCUCUCCCCCGCUGUCGCUCAAGCUCGCUGGAGCUCGUAACCGCCCUCCCCCUCGCUGCACGCACUCCACCGCGCCCCGCGCCUCACGCGCCCGCUCCGGCCACUGCCAGUGCGCCGGGCCGCGCCCGACCGGCCGCCGUUUUCCCCCGCACCCAUGGUCACCCCCGCCGCAGACCGCGCAGCUCGUCGCAAACGCCGGCGCCCCGACCUCACUCCCUCCGUUGCCACCCCUUCCGCCCCCUGGCCACCUUUGCCUAGCACCACCGCCACCCCGCGCCGGCGCUGCCGCGCCGUGUGCUUAUGCUGCUGCUUCUCACGCGCUCGCCGCCCGCGCAUGGCCCUGCUGUUUCCUGUAG